GGCAAAGAACUCCCAACGUUCAGAACGCCAUUGCCGUAGGAGAGAAGCACGCGGGCAUGGAGGCUCUGAAGGCAUGGAGAACAUCGUCUUUCCCUUUGAAACGGUUUGUGGUCAUGGCGACCACGACCACUAGGGCGAGUGUGGUGAGGUGCUGCUCCACCUCCACUUCCACCUCCACCUCUACACGGACCCCCAGAGGCAGGUCCUCUUCCUCUUCUCCUUCUUCCUCAACCUCCGAUAGAGACGCUGUUCGUUCCAUCCGUCUGAAGAAGGUGGAAGAAUUCAGGAGCAAAGGUUGUGAACCCUACGCAUAUGGGUGGGACAAGACCCAUACAGCUAAUCAGCUCCAAGAUCUGUAUAGACAUUUGGGAAAUGGUGAAGAGUCAAAUAGUGAGGAGGAUUUGGUUUCAGUAGCCGGGAGAAUUGUUGCCCGCAGAGUGUUUGGUAAACUUGCUUUCUUGACAUUAAGGGAUAACUCAGGAACAAUUCAGCUCUACUGUGAAAAGGAGAGGCUUCAACAAGAUCAAUUUGAGCAGUUGAAGACACUCAUUGAUAUUGGCGAUAUACUAGGUGCAAGUGGCUCGAUAAAGAGGACGGAGAAAGGGGAACUUUCUGUUUAUGUCAAGUUCUUUGAAAUCCUUACAAAAGCCCUCCUUCCAUUACCUGAUAAAUAUCAUGGACUAACCGAUGUGGAUAAGCGUUAUCGUCAACGGUACAUAGAUAUGAUUGCGAAUCCUGAGGUAGCUGAUGUAUUCCGGAUAAGAGCCAAGAUUGUGUCAGAGAUUCGAAGGACGGUGGAAUCUUUGGACUUCAUUGAAGUCGACACUCCGGUUCUCCAGGGAGCAGUUGGUGGUGCAGAAGCUCGGCCAUUUGUUACAUACCAUAACUCCCUUGGAAGGAAUCUUUAUUUGAGAAUUGCGACAGAGCUCCAUCUAAAGAGAAUGUUGGUGGGGGGGCUUGAAAAAGUUUAUGAGAUGGGCCGAAUUUUCAGAAAUGAAGGCAUUUCCACUCGUCAUAAUCCUGAAUUCACCACUAUUGAGAUCUAUGAAGCAUAUUCGGACUAUCACAGAAUGAUGGACAUGGCAGAGGAAAUUGUUACUAGAUGCGCUCUGGUGGUUCAUGAGAAGCUCACUGUUGACUAUCAGGGAACAGAAAUUUGUCUGGAACGUCCAUGGAGGAGGGAAACCAUGCAUAAUCUUGUCAAGGAAGCCACUGGAAUCAACUUCAGCGAGUUUGGUAAUGAUGUUAAAGCUGCAAAAGAUGUUUCUAUUAGGACACUUGAGAAUGGUGUGGACAACAAUGAUAAAGUCUCCUUUGAAACAUGCCCAUCUGUGGGCCAUGUCCUUAAUGAGGUUUUUGAGACCAUUGUUGAGCCAACUCUUGUGCAGCCCACAUUUGUUCUAGACUAUCCUAUCGAGAUCUCUCCACUGGCUAAGCCACAUCGGAGCCAUGCAGGCUUGACAGAGCGGUUUGAACUAUUUAUUUGUGGCCGUGAACUUGCCAAUGCAUUCUCUGAGUUGACGGAUCCAAUGGAUCAGCGAGCACGCCUGGAAGAGCAAAUAAAACAACACAAUGAUAAGAGAGCAACCACUAGUCCAGCAUCAGAUUCAGCAAAUGAAAAGGGAAAGAAAGGCGAUGACAGCUCCUAUGAAGUGUCUUUGGAUGAAGACUUUCUAACAGCUUUGGAGUAUGGAAUGCCACCGGCUUCAGGAAUGGGUUUGGGGAUUGAUCGGCUGGUGAUGCUUCUAACGAACUCUGCCAGUAUUCGAGAUGUUAUUGCUUUCCCUGUACUCAAGAUUCAACAAUAGUUGGUUCAGAAUCAAACAAGUAAUGAUGCUUUCACUGAAUUCUUCUGAUAUUCGACCACUGUUCUAUCUACCAUCCUCAAGAUGAGUUCUUUUAUUGAAGUCAUAGAAGCUUUUGCUUCUGUGGAGGUUAUUAUAUGAUUUGAAAGCUGAUUUCUGCUCGUUCUUAUUGAGUUUUUGUUUGAAGGAAAUUACUGUAAUGAAGUAGAAGACAGAGACAAAAAUGUUGUUACGCCUUUUGCCCCUGCCUGGCCAUGCAUUUUUGGGCCAUAUUUUGUAUUAUCUCCAACAGAAACCGUUUAUUUGAGUAAUUUAUAUGCCCUGGGGUGGCCGACUAAUCUUUAUAGGAAUAAAA
Magnolia sinica is the source of this 2160-nucleotide messenger RNA. Its product is annotated as lysine--tRNA ligase, chloroplastic/mitochondrial. The coding region runs from base 57 to 1808 and encodes 583 amino acids. Gene Ontology annotation, molecular function: tRNA binding; ATP binding; lysine-tRNA ligase activity. The record is from RefSeq and is a predicted model, not a curated record. Gene Ontology annotation, biological process: lysyl-tRNA aminoacylation. The transcript is spliced from 14 exons. Lineage: Eukaryota; Viridiplantae; Streptophyta; Magnoliopsida; Magnoliales; Magnoliaceae. Gene Ontology annotation, cellular component: mitochondrion; cytosol; cytoplasm.